CAAAGCACACCUCAAUCCUCUUAUUGCCUCACUCCCUAAUGUGACAACAAUCACAGUAAAAACAAACAAAAGAAGUAGCCAGCAAUAACAACCAUCUUUCAUGAGAUAUUAUUACCCCGCAAUGGCGGCUGCAGCCACAGAAUGACAUGAGCACGCUUAAGACAGUGGAGUACAUUUGAUAAGUCCAUGCACUUUCUUACAGCCGAUGAUAUUUGAUGGCGAAACGUUGAAAGUGCGGGUUCUGGUCUCCUCAGUGUUACAGCUGCAGGUUUUGUGGUAGACGGACAAGGAGGAAGGUGAAUAAAGUUUAGCCGUGCCAUUUGAAUGUCCACUGACCAUCUCUCUUCACUGCAGGGAGGCUUCAAACCUUCAACCCCUACUGUACUCAUCUGGAACGUUGUUUCUCUGCAGCUACUACAAAUCAUGCAAUAAAAAACAAUACAAUUAAAGAUUUUGUUCUGAUUUUAAUCUCUGUGUUUGAGUGUUAAUGGUUCAUUGUAAAGUCCACAUAUGGAAAGCGUUAAAGGGAAAUAAAGAAAAUGAAAAAACGUGUUUGAGAGCGCGGGUAGGCGCGUGAGAGAGGUGGAGGAGGAGCAUCUUCACUUUGGAGCAGCAGCAGCGCGCGCGGGGACCUCAACACGCGCUCCCAAAGCCUGUUACCUACCGGGUCAUUUAUGCAGAUUUGUUCUUCCAGGGACGUUACGGAGAUCUCAGGAGUGGAGCUGCCAACCUCAACGCUCCAUUACAUCCCGAAACCUGGUGGGAUCACUGAUGACCUUUGUUGCUGCCCUCACCAGCUCCUGCUUUCCUCCUGCUCUUCCUCCUUAUCCCUCUCCUCCCCUUUCUUAAACUCCCCUCCUCCGUAUCUCCCAGCCCCAGGCUUAUUACUCCGACCCAGUGCAGGGAGCAGCACAGUAGCUGGCAUAGGAUGAAGCAGGUCUGCCUGCCAACACCAGACAGAGGAUAGAAGACACAAAGGGACCAGCGAAGGGGAGCGAGACAGAGAGAGACAGAGAGGACCACUAGUAAAGAGAGCUGCAACGAAGCAACAACAUUCAAGAUGCCACGUCGAAGGAAAAACACAAGUUUCACUUGAGUGUCAUGAGAUAGCAGAGGGGGCCCCUUAACAGAUCUAGAACUGUGGACUCCUUCUCAAGCAACUUCUGGCUCACACACUCUCCUGCUCUCUCGGGCUCCGUGUUAACACCUGAUAUGCCUCUGUAAGAAGUGUGAGCCAUGCCAGCCAAGGGGAAGUACCUGUUGAACGACCGGGAGCUGAAAAAUGAGGCGCUGUACCGCAAAUUCUCUUGCAUCAGCCAGUAUCAGCCGCUGGUGCUCCUGCUGGGCCUCUCCAUGCUCUCCUGUGGGAUCCUCCUCAUCCUCUUCUUUGCCCUCCAACUGAGCGCAAAGGAUCACUGUGCCUUUGUGAGCGUGGUGAGCGGCAGCCUGGGUGUGUUUCUGGCCGUGUUUGUGCUGGUGUGCACAGAGAUGCUCUCACAGCGAUGGAGGCGUCUGCUGGGCCUGAUCGUAUGGGCAACACACCUCACCAUGGGCUACACCUUCAUCUUCAGCGGCCCCAUCAUCCUGCCUUGGGACCAGGUGCCUUUCUUCCUCUUCAUCAUCUUCACCGUGUACACCAUGCUGCCGUUCCAGUUGUGGUACGCUGUGGUGCUGAGCUUCAUCUCCUCACUGUCCCACAUCAUAGUCCUCACAGUGCGCCUCACCGUUUACGACGAUAACCCCAAUCCUUCCCUUAAUCCUAACCUUGCCAACCAGCUGCUGUCCAAUGCAGUGGUGUUUCUGUGUGGCAGUGUGGUGGGAGCCUUCCACAAGGUCCUGAUGGAGAAAACCCUGAGGCAGACCUUUCAAGACACCUUGAGGUGCCUGAGCAUGCGGAUGAAGCUGGAGAUAGAAAAAAGACAACAGGAGAACCUGCUGCAGUCUGUGCUGCCAGUCUACAUCUCCAUGAAGAUGAAGCUUGCAAUCAUGGAGCGCUUGCAAGACUGUAAAGACAAAGAAGAACAACAGCGACUGGUCAAAGACAACAACUUCCACAGUCUUUAUGUCAAGAGGCACGAGAACGUCAGUAUUCUAUAUGCUGACAUUGUGGGAUUCACCCGAUUGGCCAGUGACUGUUCUCCCAAAGAGCUUGUUAUUAUGCUCAAUGAGUUGUUUGGAAAGUUUGACCAAAUUGCCAAGGAAAACGAAUGCAUGAGAAUCAAGAUCCUUGGAGACUGCUACUAUUGUGUGUCAGGGCUGCCUGUCUCUCUGCCGAGACAUGCAAAGAACUGCGUCAAGAUGGGCCUGGACAUGUGUGAAGCCAUCAAGCAGGUACGGGAGGCCACAGGAGUGGAUAUCAACAUGAGAGUGGGCGUGCACUCGGGCAACGUGCUCUGCGGUGUCAUUGGCCUUCGCAAGUGGCAGUUUGACGUGUGGUCGCAUGAUGUCACACUGGCCAAUCACAUGGAGUCAGGAGGCCUUCCAGGACGUGUCCACAUCACAGAGGCGACUCUGAAGCACCUAAACAAGGCUUAUGAAGUGGAAGACGGCGACGGCCACCUCAGGGACCCCUACCUAAAAGAGCUCAACGUCCAAACCUACCUGGUCAUUGAUCCUCGGUCUAAGGAUACAUCAUCCAACAGCCGAAACGCGCCUAAACCUCGGGUGAAUGAUGGUCUGAAGAUGAGGGCGUCCGUGCGUAUGACCCGUUACCUGGAAUCUUGGGGGGCCGUCAAACCUUUUGCCCACCUUCAGAAUCGGGAGGGCUUCACCCCAGACUCUAUUGUCAACGGCAAGUCGCGCUGCAAGGACAUCCCUCUACGACCAACCCCCGGCUCCAAGAUCACUGAGAGCUUUGAUGAGUCUCUAGAAGAACCGUUCUCCUUGCCUACCCCUCCGUUCAGCAGCUAUAAAAACAAAUCCCAGAAGAGUAAGUUUGAUGAAGAGCUGCACAAUGAGAUGACUACCACCAUAGAUGAGCUCAGCAGCAAGCAGUGGUCUAAGUCUGAAGAGAGGGGCAGUUUAGCUCUGUGGUUUCCAAAGAAGGAUCUGGAAAAACAGUACCGAGCCCUGGACCUGCCGAUGUUCAAACACUAUGUUGGCUGUGCCACCUUCAUCUUCCUCUGCAUCUUUUCGGUUCAGAUGUGUGUCACAAAGGAUCGACAGAUGUUGGGGAUGUCGUUUGGAGUGCUGGUCUGUGUGCUGCUGCUCACCCUGGCCAUCUGUUUUGCAGGUCACUUCCAGCGCCUGUUUCCAGAGAAGCUGUCGAGGUGCCAGUGGCUGCCAGCUGUGUCCGAGGCGGUGGUAAAGCGGCCGUGUGUGCGCCUCCCUCUGGCCAUGGUCACUACUACGGUCAUCAUUAUCUUGGCAGUGUUCAACCUGUGCUGCAUCCAGACGCGUGUGCCAGAAUGUCCCACUGAUAUUGAUUACCUGCGUCACAAAAAUGAUUCCCUUGAGCAGGGAUUAGAGGACAUUUACUUCUACCUGCCUUACUCCGUGUACUGCUGUAUCCUGUCGCUCAUCGCAUGUGGAGUCUUCCUCCGGGUGAGCUUUGAGCUCAAAGUGCUCUUCCUCACCCUGGCCUCCACGGCAUACUACAUCAUCAUCCUCAGCACCAAGAGGGAAGUCUUUGUGGCCUACGGAAACUUUCUCCUCACUCAGCAAUUCAACAACAGCUGGAACUGCAGCAGCAGAGACGAUCACGCCAUCCUGAAGUGGUUGGGGCUAGUGAAACACCCCCAGGUGAUGAGCUGCAUUUACAUCACCCUGUUCCUGGUCACCAUACUCAUCAUCUCACAACAGAACGAGUCCUGCUUCCGCCAGGACUUCCUGCUAAAGUAUAAGAACCGCACAGAGCAGGACGAGAUCGAGACCAGGGAGAACCUGAACCGCCUGCUGCUGGAGAACGUGCUGCCGGCCCACGUAGCAGCGCUGUUUGUCGGGGAGAAUAAAAAGAACGAGGACCUCUACUACAAGUCCUACGACUGCGUCUGUGUGAUGUUCGCCUCAGUGCCGGAUUUCAAAGAAUUUUACACGGAGUGUGACAUCAACAAGGAGGGUCUGGAAUGCCUGAGGCUCCUGAACGAGAUCAUUGCUGACUUUGACGAGCUGCUGUCCAAACCAAAGUUCAGCGGUGUGGAGAAGAUCAAGACAAUUGGCAGCACUUACAUGGCAGCUGCAGGACUUAGCGGGACGCCCGGUCAGGAGAACAAUCAGGACAAAGAGAGGCAGCAGGCCCAGAUCGGGAUCAUGGUGGAGUUUGCCAUCGCUCUGAUUGGGAAGUUGGACGGCAUCAACAGACAUUCCUUCAAUAGCUUCAGGCUUCGUGUGGGCAUUAAUCACGGCCCAGGGAUAGCCGGAGUGAUCGGGGCGAGGAAACCUCAGUAUGACAUCUGGGGCAACACGGUGAACGUGGCCAGCAGAAUGGAGAGCACGGGGGAGCUGGGAAAGAUCCAGGUGACAGUGGAAACGUCCGAUGUGCUGCACAGGCUGGGCUACUCGUGCGAGUGUCGGGGACUCAUCAACGUCAAGGGCAAAGGGGAGCUGAAAACCUUCUUUGUGUGCACCGACAUGAGCAAGCAGCAAGGUAUGGGUCUGACCUGAGGCCAGGGCGACACAAACGCCACAACUGGAGACAGACUCAAGCCAAGAGUUUAUAGACUCCACAAGUGUUGAGACAGAAUAGACUGUGAUACAGACUGUGUUUCCUGUGAUGGUAAUGAAUGAAAAUACUGAGGACUUUGCUGUGUUUGUUGGAUUCGACACUCGAUCAACACUUUCUACUCCAGACCUGUUGAACGGCUCAGGAUGUGGCGGUCAUGGUGGAGAGAUGAUCGGUUGUUUUUCUACAUACAUUUACGUCUAGUGAUCAGUCACUUUUGUACUUUUUGUCUUUAACUUAGAUGUUGUUUGCGAUAGAAAAAUAAAAAAAGCGCAUUGUACUAAUGCCAAAUACGGUUGUGAUAUGUUUUUUGAAGACCUCUGUGGUCCUUUAAAAACAAAACAAUGGAUUCUGUUUGGAUCAUAAUUUGAAACCCAUCUGGUUUUCCAGUUUUGAGACCGGAUGGGCACACUGCUCUGUUACUGUGUAAUGAGCAUGCCAUAUGUGAGGCGGAUAGACGGAGCCGUUUCAAUAACAGAAACAGGCUGUGCAGAGGAUAAAUAUAUAAAAACUCUUUUCUUGCUUCUGUCUUGGGGAAAUAUUUGACAUCAAUAGAAGUACUAAGUUUCACUCUCUGGCCAAGCUUUUAGGUUCCAGCUGUGUAGUUAGAAACGACUGGUUGAUUUUACAUAUACGACGAGAUAGUUGCUGCAUUUCAAAAGGAAAUACACAAAUCCGUGUGCUGUAUGUACAUCAUCUGUUCCAAGUGUAUAUUCUGCUUGUCUGCAUUAAUGCUGCAAUGAGGGAAGCCUGUGACGCUCUCCUUGGUGUCCUUAAGUCUGCGUGAUCCAACAAUCUGCCUGCUGUGAAUGGUUUUCUAGCUCCAGCUCAGAUGAACAGCUGUCGGCGCUGCGCGUCUCUGAAACUUGAUUCGUCUUGUGGCCUUAUCUUUUGAGACCGUCACUUUGUCUGUAAUUGUGGUUGAAUAAUAAUAAUAAUAAUAAUAAUGUAUUGGCCUUUAUGUGAACAAAUGUGACAUUGAAUUUUGUACAGCUACAGAAUGUAAUAAAUGUUUUCCUAUGUC
Messenger RNA from Anarrhichthys ocellatus (wolf-eel), 5684 nucleotides. It is a transcript of the gene adcy7, whose product is annotated as adenylate cyclase 7. The record is from RefSeq and is a predicted model, not a curated record. Gene Ontology annotation, molecular function: adenylate cyclase activity. The transcript is spliced from 27 exons. Gene Ontology annotation, biological process: adenylate cyclase-inhibiting G protein-coupled receptor signaling pathway; adenylate cyclase-activating G protein-coupled receptor signaling pathway; cAMP biosynthetic process. Lineage: Eukaryota; Metazoa; Chordata; Actinopteri; Perciformes; Anarhichadidae. Gene Ontology annotation, cellular component: plasma membrane. Bases 1237 to 4602 code for a protein of 1121 amino acids.